AUGAGUCAAAGCCAAAUAGACACGGAUGUGAUCAUCAUAGGCGCAGGCAUGUCCGGCCUCAACUUCGCCAUCCGCUUACAACAGGACUACCCAGAUGCCUCGUACCACAUCAUCGAAUCCUCGGCCGACCUGGCCGGCACAUGGUCGAUCAACACCUAUCCCGGUUGUGGCUGCGAUGUUGCCUCGCAUUUCUAUUCAUAUUCGUUCGCGCUCAAGCCCGACUGGUCGCAAAAGUUUGCGCUGCAGCGCGAGAUCCUGCAGUAUUUCCGUGACGUGGCCACCAAACACGACAUUGUCAGACAUAUCCAAUAUCAGGCCGACAUUGCCAAGGCCACUUGGGACGAGCAAUUUGGCAUCUGGGUAGUGGAAGUACUGGAUAGAAAGACGGGCACUUCACGCGUACUGAGGAGUAGAGCGGUUGUUUCGGCCGUAGGCGCAUUGUCAAUACCCCGACCAUGCGAGAUCAAAGGCACAGAGCAGUUCAGAGGAAAGCUAUUUCACUCAGCCAGGUGGGAUCAUGAGUUUGACUGGAGUGACAAGGAUGUAGUCGUAAUUGGAAACGGCUGCAGCGCAACCCAGUUCGUCCCCAUCCUUUCCAAUGGCAGCACAACAGAAAACUACACCACGACAUGCAGCCCUGCGCGCAGAGUCACACAGUUUGCACGCCAACCGCACUGGAUCGCCGAGCGUCCGAACCCGGUUUAUUCGCCACUGUUCAAGUGGACGAUGCGUUACGUCCCGCUGGCCAUGCGCCUCUACCGCUUCUUGCUGUAUGCAGACAUGGAAAAGGACUUUUUAGGCUUCUAUCUAGCUACCGGAGGCCAUAUCCGGCGGGGGUUGACCGACGAGCGCCUCGAGUAUUUGAAACGCACGGCGCCGGCCAAAUACCACGCUGCCCUGACCCCGUCAACGGAGAUUGGAUGUAAGCGCAAAGUCAACGACACGGACUACUUUGACUGCUUGCAUAAUGCAAACAUGGAACUGGUUGCGGAAGAUCCAAUCACCGAGAUCACCGAGACAGGGGUCAAGACUAAGACGGGGCGAGAAGUCAAGGCAGAUGCAAUCAUCCUGGCCAAUGGCUUUCAGACACAAAAGGUGCUGUAUCCGUUAAGUGCGGACAUUAGAGGCGAGGGCGGUGUUAGUCUUGAUGAACAUUGGAACAAACUGUCUGAUGGCCUUCCACAAGCCUACUACGGCACUUGUGUCUCCUCGUUCCCCAAUUUCUUCGUGUUGAUGGGCCCCAACACUACCACCGGCCACCUGUCCGUCAUCUACUCGACCGAAUGCCAGGUGAAUUUUAGCCUCCGCAUUCUCCAACCGGUCCUCCAGCAACCGUCGUUGGUCUCCUCGUUAAUCGGAUCAAACCCACCCACGAGCGUGGCCGUCACGCUGGCCGCCGAGCAGCGUGACAAUGCAUGGAUCCAGGAUUCGUCCAAGAAUUUAGUCUGGGCAUCCGGUUGCACCAGUUGGUACAUCGACACCAAGACACGCAAAAACACCAUGUUGUAUCCGGAUUGGCAGUUUAAUUACUGGUGGCGCAGCGUAUUCGUGCCGAAAAACAAAGAUUUCGUGUACAAGAAGAGCCCAAAGAUUGCUGCGCCCGCCAAGGGUAGAAAAUCAGGGGAGACGAACAGAACUGGGUCGUGGAAUGGCGUUGUUUUGGCUUCUAUCGUUCUCGGUGCCGCGACAGGGAUCGCCAUCGGAGGCGCAAAGAUUGGUGAUGUUGAUGAUGUUUUGGCAGACGGAUUUGGCCAGAUUAGAAGACUGACUGAGGAUGUCAUUCAGUCUGUGAAGGGUGCUCUGUAA
Molecule: messenger RNA, 1806 nt
Organism: Talaromyces rugulosus
Lineage: Eukaryota; Fungi; Ascomycota; Eurotiomycetes; Eurotiales; Trichocomaceae
Exons: 3
Coding region: 1-1806 (601 amino acids)
Molecular function (GO): flavin adenine dinucleotide binding; N,N-dimethylaniline monooxygenase activity; NADP binding
Source: RefSeq, a predicted model, not a curated record